Molecule: messenger RNA, 2016 nt
Organism: Micromonas pusilla CCMP1545
Lineage: Eukaryota; Viridiplantae; Chlorophyta; Mamiellophyceae; Mamiellales; Mamiellaceae
Exons: 2
Coding region: 1-2016 (671 amino acids)
Biological process (GO): endoplasmic reticulum to Golgi vesicle-mediated transport; GPI anchor metabolic process
Cellular component (GO): endoplasmic reticulum
Molecular function (GO): phosphatidylinositol deacylase activity
Source: RefSeq, a predicted model, not a curated record
AUGCCCAGCGGCGGCGGCGGCCCGCGAUGGGUCGCGCCCGUCGCGAUCGUCCUUCUCCCCCUUCUCGUCCUCGCGCGCGCGUGGACGCGGAUCCUCUCGCCCGCGUACGGCGGCGAGAACCGAUGCGCGAUGACCUACGUGCGCCCGGCGUACUUUCAGCUCGAGACGCCGUCGCUUCCGCCGUCCGUCGCGGACCACGGGUACAAGCUGUACAUGUACCGCGAGAACCCGAGUAACCCGGGGAUGUCCGCCUCGGAGGCGAUCUCGCAGGCCGGGGAGGGCGUCCUCGGCGGCGGGUCGACUCGAGCGCGAACGACGCGCGGGUCCGUGCCCGGGAUCUUCGUCCCGGGGAACGGAGGGAGCUACAAGCAAGUGCGGAGCAUCGCGAGCGAGACCGCGAGGGCGGCGACCGCGAAGGCGGAGGCGGCGGCGGCGAACGUCCUGCACGACGACGACGUCCUCGACUCGGAUCCGGUGUCGAUCGAUUGGUACGCGGUCCACCUCAACGACGAGCUCGGCGCGUUCCACGGCGACCUGCUCGAGCGUCAGGCGGAGUUCCUCGCUCACGCGAUGCGCUUCGUGUCGACGCUGUACCCGCCCGGGGUGCCCACGUUCGUGUACGCGCACUCCAUGGGCGGCGUCGUCGCGAGGCGCGCGAUCGUGAUGGCGUCGACGCCGUUUCCGCCGCGGACGCCCACGUGGUUCGCGUCCGCCGCGACGCUCGCGACGCUCGCGACGCCGCGAGGCGCGUCCCCGGCGUCGACGCUGCCGUCCACCGCGCGGUUCUUUUCGCGCCUGGACGCGGACUGGACGCGCCUCGAGUCGCUGCUCGAGCGCCGCGCCGCGUUGGGCGUCGCGAUCGUGGCCGUCAGAGGCGGGGAUCGCGACCGGCAGGUCACGGCGGCGGCGGCGGGCGCCUUUGGCGCGCUGGCGCGGGGGCGCGACGCGUCGUCGCGGACGACGACGACGACGCUCGGCGUCGACGUCCGCGAGCUCAGAGGCGCGAACGGGACGCUGUCCGCGGACCAUCAGUGCAUCGUGUGGUGUAAUCAGGUGGUGCGGGCGAUGAGCGAGGCGAUGCUGCGCGUCGCCGCGGCGGGCGGCGCGCGAGACGCGGCGGAACGGCGCGUCAUCGCGCGAGCGGCGUUGAUCGACGAGAAGACGGAGACGGACCGAGACAAAGAUGGAACGGAAACGGAAACGGCCGACGGCGAUGCGUUUCUUCGUGCCGUUCUCGCGUGGACGCCCGCGAUCGUCCCCGCGUCGGUCGCGCACCUCGCGUUCGCGUCCGCGCGCGCGGAGCGGCGCGCGGCGGCUCGCAGAGCGGCGGGCGCGUCGGCGUCGCGCGUCGCGUCCGCGUCGUCGGCGUUGCUCGCUCUGACGCGCGACGCGGCGUGGAUCGGGACGUUCGCGGUCGUCUUCGCGCUGACCGCGAUCGUCGCGCCGCCGGCGCACGCGCCGAGGUGGGAUGGCGGCGGCGGCGGCGGCGUGAUGCGCGUCGCGAGUCACCUCGCGGGGGUGCCGUCGUUCGUGUUCGCGACGUCGCUGAGCGUCGUCGUCGUCCAGGCGCUCGCGAUCGAGCGCGUCGCCGCGGCGCGGCGUUUUCUCACUCGUUUCCGUUUCCUCGCGCGGGGGAAGGACGACGGCGACGACAACGACGAGUCCUCCUCCUCGUCCUGGAUCGAUCUCGCGGCGCGCGCGGUCGCGGCGCUGUUCGGCGCGGCGACGACGGCGGCGGUCGCGACGACGUGCGCGACGCAGCCGGCGGUCGGUCUCGCGUUCGCGCUCGCGCUGAGUCUCAACGACGCGACUUCGACGACGACGACAACUUCGACGACUUCGACGACGGGCGACGUCGCCGUCGCCGCGACGCUGCGCGCGCUGCUGACGCUCCAGUCCUUUGCGCUGUACGCGCCGUCGCUCGCGGCGGCGAUCCGAGUCGUGAUCGAGUCUCAGGUGCGUUCUAUACACUGGUCCCCAUACGACCGCGUCGGCGUGGUGGACGCCGAUCCUUAA